AAGGAACAGACUGUGCCCUGUGGACGGCUGGAAAGGAAAGGUCGUUAACAUGGUCAGACACUUAGGCCAGGUUCAUCGGAGCCUGGAUCAGGCCUAUUACGCACAGAGAAAACACCAGUGAGGUACUACAGAGGCUGUAAGUCAUGCCCCCGAGUGCUCGACCACCACAGUGAGGAUGGACCUUCAUCUACAGAAGGUCCACAAGAUAGACAAGGGGACCGCCCAGUAUGCCACUAUGAUGGAACGGGCCACUGCUGCCGGAGAGAGAAUUCUUCAUAACCAAUGUGAUAUCGUCCGGAGACGACACUUUCACCGACGAACCAUGGGACAUAGUGUCCGCCAACUCCACAUCCAUUAUCGCUAGCGAGCACAUGAAUUGGCGGAGGAGUCACUGGGAGCCAUUGGAAGGGAUGAGAUGCAAGAGGUGUUUGCUGAGGAGGAGGAGGAAGAAGAAAUGAGUGUGGGGGACGAGGUAGAGACAGAGUGUGAAAGUGUAGUACAGGGCACGGAUGUUGAGGAGGCUAUGGAAAGACAAGGGCUGGUCAGGCUAGUGCAGAAGGAGAAAGAUCCUACACCGCCACCAUUCAUCAUUAUUGAUGGACGAGUACACAGGCGUGUGGAUGCAGCUGAGCCCUUUGAAGAGGAAGAUGUCGAGAGUUCCGGAAGCGAGUGGUUUCCUGCCUCUGAAGAGUUGCCCAGCUUAGAGGACUCCGUGAUUGAGGAGAAGCCACAUACCAGAAGUGCCCCAGAGGAGCAUGCAACCAGUAAUGAAGAGGUGGCCGUCGAGGUGACGACACCGGCCAAGAGCCAGACGAGAACACCUGCCCCAAAACGCCGGCAGAAGACCACCUAUCUUUCUUCGGGGAUCCAAGGCACAGAGACCAUGCCCUGUGGAGGAUUGCAGAGGGAAGGUACUAAAUAUGGCACGCCACUUUCGGCAGGUACAUGCUUGUCUGGACCUGCAAGACUUCACGCCAAGGAAGCAGCUGGCCAGGACUUAUGGGGGCCGAAAGCAGUGUGCAGAUUGUGA
Mercenaria mercenaria is the source of this 1030-nucleotide messenger RNA. RefSeq lists its product as uncharacterized. The transcript is spliced from 4 exons. Bases 416 to 1030 code for a protein of 204 amino acids. The record is from RefSeq and is a predicted model, not a curated record. Lineage: Eukaryota; Metazoa; Mollusca; Bivalvia; Venerida; Veneridae.